UGUAGUUGUGUACAAAUGAAAAAUGUUUGCCAAGUGAAUCUGACCAAUGAUAUCCCACCAACAGUGCAGACACCCUCUCUGAAGCAUAUAAAAGAAAAGCAGCCUUUCAACUGUCCAACAACGCAGAUCACGCACUCAAAAGCCUUGGACAGAGACUCUGACAUCAACAUGCUCUUGUUCCUCUUCUUGUUUGGUCUGGCUCUGGGUGCUGAGCCUCCUUCAGACGACCAGCAAGUGAAUCUACAGCAGGCUAACUGUCCCAUGUUCUGGAACAGCUUCAACAGCAGCUGCUACAAGUACGUCGCCGCACGAAUGAGCUGGGCUGAUGCAGAGCUCCACUGUGUGUCAGAGGGAGCCAACCUGGUGUCUAUCCACAGUCUGGAAGAAAACAAUUUCGUCAAAUCCCUGAUCAAGAACUUUGAUCCUGUUGAGGGAUAUACCUGGAUUGGACUCAGUGACCUCCACAAAGAAGGCAGGUGGAUGUGGUCUGAUGGGUCUGUGGUCAACUUUCUCCUGUGGAAUGCAGGACAGCCAGACAAUAAAGGAGGAAAUGAACACUGCGGACACAAAAACUAUGGGGCAGCUUUAAAAUGGAAUGACGUGCCAUGCUCUAAUAUAUAUACUUUUGUUUGUGCAUAUAAGCCGAAUUGUACAUAGCAGCUGAUGUUCGUCACAUUCAGAUCAGUGGCAGUCUGCCUGUUGCUCUGUAAUAAUGUGCUAAGCCUCCUUAAAGAUACAGAUGUGUGAGUGUAUGUACCGUCUUCACUUGUGUAUAAACUCACAAAUAAAAGCAAAUUGUUUAUGAUAUGAUUAUAACAUUGUUAUUUAUUUUACACAAGUCUUGGACUCCCAUCAAAAGAUUUUGUUUGUGAUAUGAUCAAGUCACUUACUUAGUAAGUUAUGUUGAAUUAAAUUAAAUGUUGACUAUUUGUUUCACAUUGGACACAAACAUUGGUUUGAGUAAAUUAUAAAGUAAGCAUGUUUACAGCCUGGUAAAAAAAACAAAAAAACAAAAAAAAACAACAGUGUUUUUCAUCAACGCCCUGAUCAGGAACUUUAACCCUGCUGAUAAAUUGACCUGGAUUGGACUCAGCGACACCCAGAAAGAAGGAGGAUGGAUGUGGUCUGAUGGGUCUGCAGUCAAAAUUUUCUUUUGGAAUCCAGGAGAGCCAAACAAUGCUGGAGGA
Centropristis striata (black sea bass) is the source of this 1187-nucleotide messenger RNA. Its product is annotated as lactose-binding lectin l-2-like. Gene Ontology annotation, molecular function: signaling receptor activity. The transcript has a single exon. NCBI's taxonomy places the organism in Eukaryota, Metazoa, Chordata, Actinopteri, Perciformes, Serranidae. The record is from RefSeq and is a predicted model, not a curated record. Bases 16 to 657 code for a protein of 213 amino acids.